Molecule: messenger RNA, 1293 nt
Organism: Colletotrichum godetiae
Lineage: Eukaryota; Fungi; Ascomycota; Sordariomycetes; Glomerellales; Glomerellaceae
Product: phosphotyrosyl phosphate activator protein
Exons: 2
Biological process (GO): mitotic spindle organization
Cellular component (GO): nucleus; cytoplasm; protein phosphatase type 2A complex
Molecular function (GO): protein tyrosine phosphatase activator activity; peptidyl-prolyl cis-trans isomerase activity
Source: RefSeq, a predicted model, not a curated record
UCAACAAUGGAUCCUCCAAAACCAUCGCCAUCAAUCUCAUCGACAACACCACCCGACAAACCAUCCUUCCCCGCCAUCACACCCCUCCCAAAGACCCCGCGCACCUUCCAAACCCCCACCAAGCGCAUCAACACCGGCACCGACCUCGCAACCUUUCUCACAACAACAGCCUACCGCGACAUCCUCCUCUUCCUCCUCCAACUAAACCGAUCCCUCUGCCCGCGCCGCAACCCAACCCGCCCAACAGGGCCCUCCACAACCUUCCCCCUCUCCUCCGUCCCCUCCACCCCGGAACGCGGCCUCCCGCCCUCCAUAGCCCGCCUCCAAACCCUCCUCGCCGAAGCCGAAGCCCUCAUUGACCUCGCGCCUCCGGACCCGGGCCCCCGCCGCUUCGGCAACGUCUCCUUCCGCAAGUGGCACGAGCUCCUCGCCGAACGCGCCCCUGCCCUGCUGUCCAAACACAUCCCCGACGCCGUCCUCGCUUUCCCCGCGACCCCGUCCUCCGAGCCCCCGGCCGCCGAGCUCCUCGCCUACCUCCUCGGCUCCUUUGGCUCCGCGCAGCGCCUAGACUACGGAACAGGCCACGAGCUCGCCUUCCUCGCCUUCCUCGGCUCUCUCUACAAACUCUCCUACUUCUCCGAUGACACCACCACCACCACUACCACUACCGCCGCCGCUUCAGAAAAUGCCGAGCCCACUACCGCAGCGGCAGCGCCAGACACAUCCGCCCUAGACCGCAUCAUAGUCCUCGGCGUAAUCGAACCCUACCUCCGCGUCGUCCGCCGCCUCAUCCUCACAUACACCCUCGAACCAGCAGGCUCCCACGGCGUAUGGGGCCUCGACGACCACUCCUUCCUCCCCUACAUCUUCGGCUCCGCCCAGCUUACGGCCCCCGUGUCCUCGACCUCGGACCCGAUGCCGACAGAGGGCUCCGUCCGCGGCGCGCCCAAGACGGGGGAUAUCGUCAAGGCCGCCGUCGUCGAGGACCAGCGUUCUGAAAACAUGUACUUCUCCGCCGUCGGGUUUAUCAAUGAUGUCAAAAAGGGUCCGUUUUGGGAACAUAGUCCCAUCCUAUUUGACGUGUCUGGCGUCAAGGACGGUUGGGGCAAGAUCAACAAGGGCAUGCUCAAAAUGUUCAACGCAGAAGUCCUCCAGAAAUUCCCCGUCGUCCAGCACUUCACCUUUGGCUCCCUCUUCGCCUGGGACCAAGACCCACACGCCGCGCCCGUAUCCCAGUCCGUCCACGCCGCGAACCAGCCCUCGUAUAACUACCCAGCAACGGCGCCUCCCCCG